AUGGCUCCCACUUCCUUCCACCUCGAGCCCAAGUCCUUCACGCCCCCGACCAAGACGCGCCCCCUGCGCGUCAGCUUCGUGAGCAGCACCGGGCGCAAGACCAACCCCAUGUACCCGGCGACGCUGCUGCGGCUCUCGUACCGCUUCGUCGACGACCGGUACGACGAGGACCACGUCGACUACGGCAUGGAGAUUUUCAGCCCCGAGGUGAUUGUCCCGCGCGAGGUGACGCUCGUGGAGAGGCACGACAACGACCACAACAACAACGCCAGCGACUCUGAGGAUGGUGGCAGCGGCAGCUCCGACGAGGGCGCAGCAGCGGCAGCGACGACGACUCUGCCCCUGUACGCCUUCGAGGUGCCGCGCGACCAGGUCCCUUGCGUGCCCAUUUGCAAGCCCGAGACAGCCCCCGCCGAGGUGACGCUCUACGCGUGGCGCCAGGACAAGUUCCUGGGCCAGUGGCCGCUCGGGCAGGUCAAGGGCCUGGGCCACGGUGUGCCGAAGGAGGCGGCGCGGCGGCAGCCGGCGCGUCAGGCGUCGCAGUAG
Molecule: messenger RNA, 546 nt
Organism: Purpureocillium lilacinum
Lineage: Eukaryota; Fungi; Ascomycota; Sordariomycetes; Hypocreales; Ophiocordycipitaceae
Source: RefSeq, a predicted model, not a curated record